Phaeoacremonium minimum UCRPA7 is the source of this 2085-nucleotide messenger RNA. RefSeq names its product putative f-box domain protein. Gene Ontology annotation, molecular function: protein binding. Bases 1 to 2085 code for a protein of 694 amino acids. The transcript has 3 exons. The record is from RefSeq and is a predicted model, not a curated record. Lineage: Eukaryota; Fungi; Ascomycota; Sordariomycetes; Togniniales; Togniniaceae.
AUGGAUAUCAUCCAUCUUCCACAUGAUCUAUUUCUACUCAUCAUCGCUCAUCUCUGCCCCCGAGAUGCCAUCUGCUGCCGGGGGGUGUCGCGCAAGUGGCGGCACGCCUUCACCAACAGUGAGCUCUCGCUGACGCUGCUCCGAUGGCAUUUCCCACGGUGCCGCGAGCUGCGACUAGCCGCCUCAGCCGCAAGCUUCAGGGCCGCCGCCGCUGCCGGAGAGCUUGGGGUCCCGACGACGGAUGAGCUCGACGUGGAGCUACAGCUCGAGCUCGAGAGGGCCGCCGGCGGGGACCGCGACUGGGCGCCCGUCUUUGCCGAGGUGGCCCGCCGAUACCACCACCUCCGGACGGCGACGCCGGCCGCGACGGAGAGGAUCGACAUCCAGAAGAGCCAGUGGCGGUUCUUCGGCGUCGGCACGUGGAAUCGCUACCUGCGCCUGGACGACAAGACGGCGCCGUUCCACUACGCCGACCCGCGGUGGGCGUAUAGCCAGGAGGACGGCGUCCUGGUGUAUCAGUCGGUGCCGCCGCCCGAGGACGACAAGCUGCCGGGCGAUGGGAUCAUGGCUACGGGAGGGAGGCGGCCGCGGAAUGAUGCGGCUGCUGCUACGCAUGGCUACAUCAAUGAUACGGAUAUGACAGAUCGAUUCUUCAGCGCGCAUACAUCUACCCAUUACGCUCUAUAUGUCUGGCAGCCGAACAGAUCUCCGUGGGGCGAAGAUGACCCGAUAGAGCUGCUUACGAUUUGGGACAUCUCUUCGCCAUCGUCAUACAAGCCGUCUGAGGAUCCUUCCGGGAGACAGAGACCAGACGAUCUCAUCCUCAAUAUUAGUCUAUCAGGCAUCCACCCUCAACCAGCACCAGUCCCAGCAAACAGCACCAAAGACGCAGGCUGUGGGCCACGCCUUAUACGGAGGAUGACAUGGCGGGACCUCGAGUUUUACGGCAUUCGACAGCGCACGACGCCAAAGCUGCGCGGGCUAAGCCUAGAUUAUCACAAUGUAUACAUCGUGGAGGAAGAACACCGCUGGGCCCAGGGCCAGCACAGCAGCCUAAGCCCACCACGUGUGCACCAGGUCAAGAGCACGGCGAUCCCCGUCAUUCCGGGUCCGCCGCGUGGUGUCACGGAGCGCUCUAGUCCGCCCAGCCCCGACAAGACCGAGUUUGCCCCGGAGCAGGAGGACGACGACGCCGAGGAGCCGGCAACGCGUCUCCACCCGCUAUCCCAGGCCCAGCGCGCCCCAGCAGCGACAGACUCGGACGACGGCGCAACCGCGACUUCGAGCCUGUCUGCUGCGAGCGUGGCUGGUUCAGCUCACAGCAACCACAUCAAUGGCGUGCACCACCGCCCGCUGCCGCCGCCCGUCGAGGGCCCGCGCUGGGUCGACGAGUGCGGCGCCGACGGCGACGUCAACAUGUCGUUCUGCUGGCGCGCGCAGGUGCUGAGCACGGCACGCACACCCGACGGCAUGGCCGCGACCGCGAUCCCCCUCGUCCGCGAGCAGAGCCUCUGGAGCCGCAGCCGCGGCGCCCAGCGGGCAAGGGCAAGCGUCGAGACGGAGAGCGCCGUGCGCGCGUCGCCCUCCCGCUGGCCGGGCUGGGCGCCCUGCUGGCGCCACGAGGACUUCCCCUACCUGACGGUGUCGGAGAUGGUGGACUUUGGCGCCGGCGUGCGCGUGACGGCGCGCCACUGCUUCAUGCUGGAGACGCUGAGCGUGCACGUCCGCCCGGCGAUCUGCGUCAAGGGCGUCGUGGGCGGCGGCGAGGGUGAGGGCGAUGAUGAUGACGACGACAACGACAACGACGGCGGCGAGGAGAUCUCGGCGAACCCGGUGGAGAGGCUGGCGAAGCUCCGGGGGAGGAUGAUGGCUCAGCUGCACAGAAGUCGAGCAUCCGGCAGCGCGCCGGCAGAUCAAGACGGACGAGAUAAGCGGCCACUGGGCAAGGGAGGUCCGCGCGGCCAGGAGGUGCAGUUCGCGGACGAGAUGUGGGAUGAAUUGCUAGGCAAGGGCUUCAUCUGCGGCGAUGAGCGCUGGAUCAUUGGAGAGGACAAGGACGGGCGGAUCACGAUUGUGAGAUUCUGA